CGCCCAGUCCGCGCCGGCCGCCGCCCGCGUCCCGCCAGCAGCUCUCCGACGGGCAGCGCGCCCCCGCCGCGGCCAUGGCGCAGGCUGGCGUCCUCGGCGAGGUGACCCAGGUGCUGUGCGCGGCCGGGGGCGCCUUGGAGCUGGAGGAGCUGCGGCGCCGCUUGCGGGAGGGCGUCGGCAACGACGCGCUGGAGCGGCUGCUGCGGGACCGCGGCCGCUUCGCGGUGGCAGCGAGGGCGGGCGGCGCGGCGGCCUCCGCGCAGCGCGUCGUGGUGGCCGUCUCGGCGCUGCGCCUGUGCCGCGCGUACCAGAGCCCCAAGCCGGGCUGCGUGGGGCUGUGCGCUCAGCUGCACCUCUGCAAGUUCUUGGUCUACGGGGCCUGCAAGUUCAUGAGGGCCGGGAAGAACUGUAGAAACAGUCACAGCUUGACGACAGAUCACAACCUGAGUGUGCUGAGAACUCACGGUGUUGACCACCUCAGCUACAGUGAGCUCUGCCAGCUUUUGUUUCAGAAUGACCCCUGGCUUUUGCCAGAGAUCUGCCUUCAUUACAACAAAGGAGAUGGACCCUACGGCUCUUGUUCCUUUCAAAAGCAGUGUAUCAAACUCCAUAUCUGCCAGUAUUUUUUACAGGGUGAAUGCAAGUUUGGCACUGGCUGUAAGAGAUCUCAUGAUAUCUCUAAUUCUGAGAAUCUGGAGAAACUGGAGAAGUUGGGCAUGAACUCCGAUCUGGUGAACAGGCUGCCUUCCAUAUACAGAAAUGCUCACGACAUCAAGAAUAGGAGCUCCACCUCCAGCAGAGGGCACCCUCCUCCUCCAGGCCCACAGGCCACUUCUGAAAGAAGAGAUAGUUCAGGUUGUGUAUCCCCAAACAAUGCUAACCAGGAGGAGAAUGAUCAGAUCUGCUUGUACCACAUCCGGAAAAGUUGUAGCUUUCAAGAUAAGUGCAAUAAAGUUCAUUUCCAUUUGCCAUAUCGAUGGCAGUUCUUGGACAGAGGCAAAUGGAAGGAUUUGGACAAAAUGGAGCUUAUUGAAGAGGCAUAUAGCAAUCCCAGAAAAGACAGGAUCCUCUGUGCCGAGUCAGCCAGCAACUUUCACUUUGAUUGUCUAGACUUUGACUCCAUGAUGUUUGGUGCUGCCCCAGCCCGACGCCUCUCCACAGCCUCCUCGGUUACUAAACCUCCACACUUCAUCCUCACCACUGACUGGGUUUGGUACUGGACUGAUGAGUUUGGUUCUUGGCAGGAGUAUGGAAGACAAGGCAUGGAGCACCCCGUGACCACCGUCUGCAGCAGCGAUUUGGAGAAGGCCUACCUGGCAUACUGUGCACCUGGGUCUGAUGCCCAGGCAGCCAUUCUGAAGUUCCAGGCUGGAAAGCACAACUAUGAGUUAGAUUUCAAAGCCUUUGUUCAGAAAAACCUGGUCUAUGGCACGGUCAGAAGGGUUUGCCGGAGACCCAAAUACGUGUCUCCCCAGGAGGUGAAGGUGAAGCAAACCUGCAGUGUCAAGUUUCAAGGCCCAAAGAGCAUCCCAGACCAUUGGGACCCCUCGGCCCUGCCAGACCCUGGCUUCAAGAAGAUUGCCCUCAGUUCUGCAUCGGAUGAGUAUCAGAAGGUCUGGAACCUCUUUAACCGCACACUGCCUUUCUACUUUGUUCAGAAGAUCGAGCGAGUCCAAAAUCUGGCCCUCUGGGAAGUCUACCAGUGGCAAAAAGGGCAGAUGCAGAAGAGAAAUGGAGGGAAGGUGGUAGAUGAGAGGCAGCUGUUCCAUGGCACCAGUGCCAGUUUCGUUGAUGCCAUCUGCCAGCAGAACUUUGACUGGAGGGUCUGUGGUCUUCAUGGUACUUCUUACGGCAAAGGGAGCUACUUUGCCCGCGACGCCGCAUAUUCCCACCACUACAGCAAAUCUGACACCAAGUCCCACACGAUGUUCCUGGCCCGGGUGCUGGUCGGGGAGUUCGUCCGAGGCAGCCCCUCCUUCGUCCGCCCCCCGGCCAAGGAAGGCCACGGCAACGUCUUCUAUGACAGCUGCGUGAACAGCAUGUCCGACCCCUCCAUCUUCGUGAUCUUCGAGAAGCACCAGAUCUACCCUGAGUACAUCAUCCAGUACACCAGCUCCACCAAGCCCGUGGCGGGGGUCUCCACCCUCUUCUCCUUAGCAUCUUUCUUUGGCGGCCGGCAGUGAGCAUGCGGUGAUGCUUUUAGUGCCUUUCAGGCUUCUUGUCCUUGGAGUAGCUGUUUGGGAAAGUUUUCUUCUUUUUUUCUUUUAACAGAAAACUUUUUAAUGAACUGUUCAUUUAACAUUGACUUCCUGAUGAAGUUACAUUCUUAAUCUCUCACUGAUGAUAGUUUUUAGUUUUAAGCCACUUUUGGGCUCAUUAGUAAAUUAACCAGAAGUGACUGUAGGUGACUGUAUUACUUUUUAGUAGUGUGUUAAAAUUUUAUUAUUUACACUCUGUUGACUUGGCAGCUGAUGGGCACCAGGCACAGAGUUUCUAGAUACUAUUUUAUGGAUUGAUUUUAGAUUUAAGUUGCUUUCUCUGCAGUGAGUGGUUUGGUUUUUCAGGGUCUCAGUGGCAUCUCAUUUAAUUUUUUGUCAGAAUGACACAGUAGCCAUCGGUACAGCUGGCAGUCACUGUGUCUGUGGCUCUGGCUCUGAUCCAGGCAGCUCUUCUCCUGGGCUUCUGGCCUUGGAAUGGCCCGUAUAUCACAGGGUUAGAGCAAGUGGCUACUGUGUGGUGUCACCGCAGUCCUGUCAGUUGCCCUGUGUCCUGGCAGGGUCAGCAUCCCUCAGAGGAAGCGCUUUAAUCCUGGCAGGUGACACGGUCCCCCCAAGGGCCCCAGGCUCUGCCCACCAACACCCGUUGCCGCAUCUCCUGAGUACACUGGACACCCUCCAGAUGUGGGUUUUAUGUUCCUGUGAGAUUGGAAUACCUGUGCUGCAAAUGUCACAACAGAGUAUGGAAAUAAAAAAUAUUUAUCUGAGGUGGGCAA
Molecule: messenger RNA, 2992 nt
Organism: Herpailurus yagouaroundi (jaguarundi)
Lineage: Eukaryota; Metazoa; Chordata; Mammalia; Carnivora; Felidae
Gene: PARP12
Product: poly(ADP-ribose) polymerase family member 12
Exons: 12
Coding region: 75-2183 (702 amino acids)
Cellular component (GO): nucleus
Molecular function (GO): metal ion binding; NAD+ poly-ADP-ribosyltransferase activity
Source: RefSeq, a predicted model, not a curated record